Messenger RNA from Plasmopara halstedii, 930 nucleotides. Its product is annotated as serine protease family. Gene Ontology annotation, cellular component: membrane. NCBI's taxonomy places the organism in Eukaryota, Oomycota, Peronosporomycetes, Peronosporales, Peronosporaceae. The record is from RefSeq and is a predicted model, not a curated record. The coding region runs from base 1 to 930 and encodes 309 amino acids. The transcript is spliced from 7 exons. Gene Ontology annotation, molecular function: serine-type endopeptidase activity.
AUGUACGGACGACGAGGCAGGAGACCUAAUGUAGGUCGCGACGGCCAAGGCAUCGCGUUGAUGCUCACGCUUGUGCAACAAAUUCAUCAGCUGGAGCGUAAACCGCCCGUCACUCUCGGACUCAUAGCUUUGAUGUACGGGAUUCAUUUUCAAAAAGGGCAGACACCUGAACUCUUUUCCUCGUACUCUUUAUGCCCUGACAAAGUCCUCAACCGCUGGGACUUGAGCCGCGUUGUGGUGUCAGGACUUCUUCACGUGGAUGAUUGGCAUCUAUACCACAACAUGGCAUCCUUUUUGUGGAAGGGAUACAAUCUUGAGUACAAAUUGGGAAGCGUGCGAUUCCUACUUACGGUUGGUGGCUUGCUUGUAUUGUGCCAUUUAUUUGUAGUUGUGGUGGCACUUGCACUUGCGAAAGGAUUUCAGAUACCAGGACCUUUGCACCAGUGCAGUGUUGGAUUCUCGGGUGUGAUUUUUGCACUGAAGGUGCUUCUGAAUCAUAAUUCGCCCGCUUUCUCAUCUUUGUACGGCUUUCAAGUGCCUACAAAAUAUGCCGCAUGGCUGGAAUUAGUGGUAAUUCACUAUAUGGUACCAAGAAGCUCAUUUAUCGGCCACAUGUGCGGUAUUCUUGCAGGAUAUAUCUUUCUUUACUUUCCAGCAAUACAGUCAGCUGCCAUCGCACUGAGCCGAAAUUUUAAAGCGAUGGCUGACCCGAUCAUCAAACGAUAUUUUGCUGGGAUAAAUGCUCACUAUCCACUAUUUUCAAUCGGGCGGCCACCUUCCUCUUUCAAGACCGACAAAGAGCUAGCUCAACGCCUUCAGGAAGAAGAAUAUCGCUCAUAUCAAGCUCGACGAUUGCACCAGGAAGACUCUGGUUACGUUAGCCCAAGUGAAGUUCGACGCAGACGAUUAUCUCGCUUCAGCAACAAUUGA